UCCCACACAGAGGGUCGAUCAUCAGUAUUCGCGCAAUGCUCGUGUCGACUAUAUAACGGCGGUGUGGCGGUCGCGAAUCGCGCAGUUCCGUCUUGCUCCUCCAGGUGAACUCCACAGGUGACGCUCUGGAGGCGGCACGCAAUGGACCCGACUCGCUUAAUGAACUCGCUCUCGUGAACGGCGCCCGCGAACGCACCCGAAGAUCGGAGCUUUCCUCCGGCAAAAAGUCGCCCGAACCCUUUUUGCCGCGCUUUGCCGAGAUUAGCGCAGCUUUGAGUUGGGCGCAACAAGUCACGGUAUCUUCGCCCAUCGAUGUGCUGACCCCCAGCAUGGAUUAUGUUAGCUCUCUCUGCUGUCUUCUCGCCUUCGUCCUCUACUACAACACGCUGGAUGCCGGAUUCGUUUACGACGACCGGCGGGCGAUUCUGAGCAACCCCGACCUGCUGCCGAAGACGCCAUGGGCGCGCCUCUUGGAAAACGACUUCUGGGGGACUCCUCUCAGCGACAGCGGCUCUCACGGCUCGUAUCGUCCGCUGUGCGUUCUAACCUUCCGCCUCAAUUACCUUCUGGGAGGUUUCCAACCGUGGGGCUACCACCUCGUCAACGUGCUUUUACACUGUCUUGCUACGGCCCUUUUGGUCAAACUGGCAAGACAAGUGCUUCCGAAAUCAAAGUCUUCAGUCGGGCCUGCCAUAACCGGGCUGAUUUUUGCCACGCAUCCCAUACACACGGAAGCGGUGGCUGGGGUUGUGGGCCGAGCUGAUUUGGCAGCAUGCAAUUUUUAUCUAUUAUCGUUCCUAGCCUACGUUACGCAUACUAAGCAUAGAGAUUCGUUUUGUUGUUAUGGUGGUAAUAAAGAAGACAAUAUGAAGCAGCUUAGAACUUUGAAGUACCAGAAGUUUGUUUAUAGUCUGCAAAAAAACGUUACGAGUUGUAAUUGGCCAAAGAGGUUGGGAGUGAGCGAGGCUUGUAAUAAAAACGUCGUCUUCCGAAUGCAUUUGAAGGAGAAGAAUGAAGCGUGUUGUUUGAAAAGUAGAGUGAGGCAAUGGAUGUACUUGGGUCUGUGCAUUCUCCUGGCUUUGGCUGCGAUGCUGAGCAAGGAGACGGGGAUCACAGUGCUGGGGAUGUGUAUGAUUUACGACUUCAUUUACUGCCCUUCGUUGAAAAAGAGACAAUGGCGCAGUUUGCUCGUCCUGGGAGCAGCUUCCGUUAUCCUUUUAGCCAUCCGCUUGCAAUCCCGCGUGCCCCAGUUCUCCACCGCUGACAAUCCGACGGCUCGCGAGCCGAAACUCCUCACCCGCUUGCUCACCUUCAUCUACCUUCCCGUCUUCAACUUCUGGCUGCUCCUCGUCCCCAACACCCUGAGUUUUGACUGGGGCAUGGACGCCAUCCCCCGAAUCACCACUCUGGGCGACAGCCGCAACAUCGUCACCUUCUGCUUCUACUCGCUGCUCUUCCUCCUGGUGAAAAAGAGCGUCUCGUCGAUGAGAUCGCCGCCGAAGACGUGCCGCUGCUGCCACUUGGACUUGUCCGAUGUACAUACGGUUAAUUGUCGGAACACGAACAAUAAUAAUACGGCGCAUUCGACGUGCGUCUGUCUUUCGAAAAGAUCGACAUCGAAUUCCUGUUGUGUUAUUUUGUUGGCGCUGGCGUUUCUGACUCUUCCUUUUUUGCCGGCGACCAACUUACUGUUUUAUGUCGGGUUUGUGGUGGCCGAGAGGGUUCUUUAUCUACCCAGUGCGGGACUGUGUUUGAUGGUGGGACUCGGCGGGGCUGCGCUUUAUCGGAAGUAUCGCACGCCGUUUACUGUGGGCUUUAUUGGAGUUUUGCUAACGUUCAGUGCUAAAACCGUGCUGAGAAACAAAGACUGGACCAACGAGGAAGCGCUGUAUCGGGCCGCCGUCAACGUCAACCCGCCCAAAGCGUUCGGGAAUUUAGGCAGCGUUUUGAGCAGUCAGGGCCGAAUCACGGAAGCCGAGUGGGCAUUCCGCAAGGCGCUACAAUUCCGACCCAACAUGGCCGAUGUGCACUAUAAUCUGGGCAUUCUGCUCCAGGCGAGGCAGCAAUUGGGCGAAGCCAUCGAGAGUUACCAACGAGCCAUUCAUUUUCGACCAUCGCUGGCACUGGCCUAUGUCAACUUGGGCGCCGCGCUGAUAUCUGCAGGCAGGUGUCAAGAAGCAGUGUCAGUUCUUAGACAAGGAUCUCGUUUAGACGGGACGGGUCUGAGGGACCGACGCGAGCACGAAACGGCCAGAGUUUCGGCCCUCCUGCAGCUGGGAGCUUUGUAUUCCGAGCAGGGACGACUGCAAAGGGCUUUAGCGGCCUACAGAGAAGCGGCCUACUCGCUCCCAGAGCACUAUCCACCACAGAGCGUUUUCAACGUGUUGGGAGAGACACUCGCCCGACUCCAGCAGGACGAGGAAGCCGAAAGGUGGUACCAAGCUGCGCUGAAUGCACAGCCUGACCAUGUGCCUGCCCACAUAACUUACGGCAAACUCCUUGCCAAAAAUGUGAGCCGAACGGCGGAAGCCGAACAGUGGUUUCGCAAAGCCCAAAGGUUGGCCCCCCAGGAGCCCAGCGUCUACCACCAUUACGGUGAGUUCCUGGCGUCGCGGCGCCGCUAUAAAGAAGCGUCGGUUAUGUACGAAAAGGCGGCAGAAUUGCGGCCACAUGACUACGAGUUGGCGGUGGCGGCGGCGACGGCGAUGAGGCAGGCGGGAAGGCACCAGGAGGCUGAACGCUGGUACAGAACGGCGGUAGACCUCAAGCCUUCCGAUGCUCGCAGUCAUACGAAUUUGGGCGCGAUCCUCCACCUGAACGGCAAAUAUAGCGAAGCUGCCAGCAGCUACAAGGAGGCAUUAAGGCUUCAGCCAGACGACAUCACCACGCUGACGAAUCUGCAUAAGCUGCACAGCGUAAUGACCUGACACUGAAAGCGUUGAAAACGCUCCGGGUUUUAUUAUCAACGAAGUAAGGAGAAAUUAUCUAUGUGCUACGUGUGCUUCUCUACGCCGACGUUUUGGGACCACCCCGUAUUGCAACACUCGGCAACCACGAGACUCUGACAAUAUGAAUGACGAUCGAUAGUGAUAUUUUUGUUAAGAACUGUAUUUUUUCAGACGUCACUUUCAGCGUGAUAUUCUGUACAUAAGGUACGUUGAGUUUCCUCGAUUUUCAUUCGGCGUUACGUUUUUCUUAUGGAAAAUAAAAUGUUUACAUAUCUUUUUAUCAGUGUAAUGUAAUUUUUGAAUUGGAUAAAAGCUUCUCGACUAUUAUUCCCUUGGAAUUGUAAGCUUUCAAAAUAAUAUUAUUACCAUAUUGUUGGCUUUUAAUGGGUCGUAUAUUGUAAUUAAAUCUGUAUUUAAUUAAAUUGUAAAAUAAAGCUUUAACUUAUUUUGUGUA
Tribolium castaneum (red flour beetle) is the source of this 3402-nucleotide messenger RNA. Its product is annotated as protein O-mannosyl-transferase Tmtc2. Lineage: Eukaryota; Metazoa; Arthropoda; Insecta; Coleoptera; Tenebrionidae. Gene Ontology annotation, molecular function: protein binding; mannosyltransferase activity. Gene Ontology annotation, biological process: protein O-linked glycosylation via mannose. The transcript has 11 exons. The coding region runs from base 330 to 2927 and encodes 865 amino acids. The record is from RefSeq and is a predicted model, not a curated record. Gene Ontology annotation, cellular component: endoplasmic reticulum membrane.